This is a messenger RNA of Baudoinia panamericana UAMH 10762, 1186 nucleotides long. RefSeq lists its product as uncharacterized. NCBI's taxonomy places the organism in Eukaryota, Fungi, Ascomycota, Dothideomycetes, Mycosphaerellales, Teratosphaeriaceae. The transcript has a single exon. Gene Ontology annotation, molecular function: protein binding. Bases 135 to 1136 code for a protein of 333 amino acids. Gene Ontology annotation, biological process: protein folding in endoplasmic reticulum. The record is from RefSeq and is a predicted model, not a curated record. Gene Ontology annotation, cellular component: EMC complex.
GUGCAGUCGACUUCGAGAAGUGGAGACAGGAUCUUAAGCCGCAGACUCAUUAACAUUGAGACACAUGUAGCAACGCUUCUGGCCUCCCAGACGCAGUAAUACUAAGUAGCACUUUCUCGAACAGCCCCUCAACUAUGUCGGACCCUCUGCUUGAAGCGCCUACCCAGACCAAUCCAUCACAUACUCUCGCACUGUCGCAGAAAGCCAGACCGUACCUCGACUCCAGACCAUGGUACUUCACCACCCUUCCAUACCCACUGAGCCUCUUCCUCGCCCCUGAAUCGCAAGAAAGAUGGGCCGCCUCCCAAAACCUCUUCCUCGCAUCUCUGAUCGCCGACGACCUGCCCGUCGCAUACGCCUACCUUGAGGACAUCACGGAGCGCUUCGGCAAGCUCAAUGAGCGCGUUAUGGCGCUGCAGGGUCUGUACCAGGAGGCUUCGGCAAAAGACACGAAAGCGCUAGAGGACGUGGUGAAGAACUACGAUGAGCUACUGAAGACCGACCCGACGCUCAUGGCAAUCCGGAAGCGCAGAGUCGCGGUGCUGAAGGGCGUAGGUCGCAUUGCGGACGCAGUAGGCGAUCUGGUGCUCAUGCUGGACGCCAGUCCUACUGAUGCGGAGGCUUGGGCGGAGCUGGCAGAUUGCUACGUCAGUCAAGGUGCAUAUGAGCAGGCAGUCUGGUGUCUCGAGGAAGUCUUACUGGUGAUGCCCAAUGCGUGGAACAUGCAUGCACGGCUGGCAGAAGUGCAGUACAUCCAGUCGCAGAAAAUGUCCGAAGGAAGUGGAGAGCAGCUCAAGACGCUUUCAGAGAGCAUGCGACGGUUCUGCAGAAGCAUAGAGCUAUGCGACGACUAUUUGCGAGGCUACUAUGGCCUGAAGAUCACCACCGCGCGACUACUGGCUAUACUGGAGAAGGUGAAGAAGCCGCCGACAGCUUCUUCAGAUCUUGUGGCCGGAGAUCUAGCACCACCGAAAGUAGCUACCGUGUAUAAGUUGAAUGAGCUGGCGACUGCGAAGCUGGCGGAGAUCGUAAGGAGAAGUUCCGCGGAAGAGAAAGGAUGGGAUGGGUACAGUGGGGCUGAGCUCAAGGCUGCGAAAGCGAUGAUAGAGAAAGAUACCCAGAAGAUAGAACGAUAAUAACACGUGCAUUGGCUGUCGUCAGUUGGUAUCUAGUAGCCCUUGUCCUC